CACUCAUUAUUCAAUCACAAUCCCAAUCAUAAAAAAUACAUAUAUUUGGUAUACCAAAUAUCGAUAAAUUCAAUACAUUAUUCUGUAUAUCCUAAAUACCGAUACAAAACUUUCGACCAUAAAUAUAAGCGUUAGACGAAAGUGCCAAAUUAUAUAUAUAUAUAUAUGGGGAGUUCUACGGUACCCUGGGUGAAAUUCAGGAUACCGUAUACCUUGAGUAAGAAAACGUUAUUCAGAACUUGAAUUGACUGAUCUUUCGGAUAUGAUACUACACUCUAACCCUUAAAGAUCAAAAUCUAGGUCUUAAUUCUCUAAUCUUAUACCACAAGAUCAAUUUAAUUAGAAACAAUAAUCGACGGUUAUGAUUCGUCCAAAUAUAGGCAAAAAAAUCAAUUCACCAUCUUAGGGUUUAUAGUUUAUGAUUUAGAUCAUUUGGACCUAAGGUUCACUCAUUAAGGGUUAGGACAUAGUAUCAUGCCCAAAAAUCCUGCUAAUUCGAGGUCUAGAUAGCGUUUUCAUACUCAAGGUAUGCGGUACCCCGGAUUUCACCCGGGGUAUAGUAGAAGGCACCAUAUAUAUAUAUAUAAACUAAAUAUAAACUAGAUGACUGCCAAACAUGGUUGUCACGCCGGCCGGCGUGCCACCGGUUGUACCAGGUUCAACCGAUACCAGUUAUAAAACCGGCGUGACACCACCGGCAUGAUCGAUAUACGAAUCUCUAAGUAAAAUGAUCUUAUUUUAGCGAAUUUAAUUGAUAAAAAUUAUUUCAUUAUUUAUUUUAUGAGUAUAAAAGUUAAAUAUUGAUGUUAUUUGUUGGAUUCAAGUAUAAAUAUUUAGAUAUUGACGUUAAAUGUCAUGUUUAAAUAUGAGGAUUUAUAAUUUUAUUUGUAAUAUUGACCGGCAUGAACCGGCACAAAUCGGUAUGUGCCACCGGUCGAACCAUUCCACUUGCUAAACUGGCACACUGGUAUAAACCGGUUUGACAACCUUGCUGCACGAUGAUCGAGUUUGGAAUGCUGGCUUUUUAUAAUUUUAUUACGACCUGAAAAAUAUAAGUGAUCACUCUGUCAGGUUUUGAAGAUUGAAUUACUAUUUUGGUACAUUUGAGUAUAGUUUAGUGACCACUAUGAAAUUCCUAGUCCUGACUCUUGUUCAACGGAAGUGACUCGGACUUUGGGGCGUGUUUGACGAACGACCCUAUAGUUCCCAGAGUCGGAAUGUGGUUAGUUGGUUCAGACUUCAGGCGACGGAGAAAGAAGAAGAAGGAGAUUUUCCGGAGCGCGGUGGCGCGGUUGUCGUCGGGCGUGGGGAAGGAAAGGAAUCCCAACAUCUAAGAAGGUAACAGUAAUCUGAAAUUAGGGGUUUUGGUGGAGAAGAAGCAACCUUGGGGGAAUCUUUUGCCGCGCCCUGCUUCUUUUGCGGCGUUUGAGGAUUUCCUCUUCGGCUCUUCCUUCAACCCCUCCAUCAGUUCUAUGUAUUAAACCCAAAUCACUCCUCCUUCCUCUUCCCUCUCCAACUCCAAUAUCACAUCUCCGCCGCCGCCUCCGCCGCCGUACCAACGGACCCGAUCCGACCUGCCCAUAUGAAACCCCUCCGCCCCUUUUCCUACCUCCUAUGCAUCUUCUCGUUCCUAAUCGCUGCAAGUGCAGUGCUCUGCUCCGCCGCUGCUGCCGACGGCGAAACGGCGGUGGUUCUUCCAUCAGCAGCAGCUCCACCGUGGGCGGUUGACUUCAGUCAUCGGUCUCCAUCUGCCCGCUCUCUCAAAUCCUUCUCCUCGGAAUCGGAUGAUGAUUCUUCUUCUCCGGCUGAAUUAGUUGCUCUGCUUAACGGCACUAUUUGUCUCGAAGAACCCAUCUCCGGGAAGGUUCUAUGGUCCUUCUCAUCUGGCUCUCCGAUCUACUCUUCCUAUCAAUCCCCUUUUCUGGGCCAAGCCGCCGGCGAUCAAGACAACAGCAUUUUUGGACCCAAUUCUGCUUUCUUCCUUGACUAUGGAGACGACUGGCAGCUCUACGCCCACGGCAAACAUUCUACCCGAAUGAAACUUCCCAAGGGCAUCGACGACUUCAUUAAGAUAACACCGCAUAUUUCCGAGGAUGGAACAGUAAUCCUGGGCUCCAAGAAAACCACUGUGUUUGCUCUUGAGGCCAAGAGUGGGAACUUAGUCCGAACUUACAGCUCCCCUGAUUCGUUACCACCACAUCAGAGAUAUGGUGGUGGUGAUGUGGAGAACAGUAAUGUCCGACCAGCAUCUAGCUCCAAAGAUGCUGCUGUUGACAUGAUUUAUGUCACGAGGACAGAUUAUGCGCUGGAAACUUUUGGUCCCAAUUCGGAUAAGGUAUUUUGGAAUGUGGAAGUGGCAACUGUGGAGGCUGCUUUUAUUUGUAAGUAUGAUGCUGCAGUUGGGGACGGUGAUUCUGUUGACACGUCGGGUUUGCUUUGUCAAUCAAAGCGGCUGGUAGUUCGAAGGCAGGAUAAGCCGCCUCAAGCUUCAAUCCCAGCUAUUGAUGGUGAAGAGAAGCUAAGGCUUCCUAGUUCUAAAUCUGGCUUUGCUUCUCCUACACAAUCUGAAGGGUACAAGGUGUCAGAUCUUGUUGCUGAUUCUGAAGAUACAGAAGGAAUGCUUGGUUUGUCAAAUGAUCCUGGGGAAAUUGUGCAGGAGGAAAUACGAGUGCUCCACAGUUUCAAGUGGUCAAAGUUUAUAUUUUUCGGUUUGUUUGCUAUCACCUUUUCAUUGGCCUUUGUGUUUUACCACCGUACGCUGCUGGCAACUGAGAAAGUAUCGUUGAAAGGUCAUUCUUUGUCUUCUAAAAAGAAGAGGAAUAGAAGAUUGGGGAAAAAGACUAACAGCGAUGCAGAUGUUAAUGAGGAUGGUAACAGAAUGUGGUUGAAUCUUAAUCAACUUACUGAUGAUCAUGAUGUGAAUGGGCGUAGAAUAGGUAAGUUAUAUGUAUCAGAUACUGAGAUUGCUAAGGGAAGUAAUGGAACCAUAGUGCUCGAGGGUAUUUAUGAAGGCAGGAGGGUUGCUGUUAAAAGGCUUGUCCAGGCUCAUCAUGAUGUGGCGUUCAAAGAAGUUCAGAAUCUCAUAGCAUCAGAUAGGCAUCCAAACAUUGUUCGAUGGUAUGGUGUGGAGUAUGAUAAGGAUUUUGUUUAUCUGUCACUAGAACGGUGUACCUGCAGCUUGAAUGAUUUGGUCCAGAUGUACUCCCGAUCUUCACCUUCCUCUGCGAGAGAACCAGCUAGGGUAGCUGCAAAAAAUAAUUCAGUGUUGGUUUCAGUUGCGACUGCUAUGAAGGACCUCAAUUUGUGGAAAGAAAAUGGUCAUCCAUCAGCUCUUCUCUUGGCACUCAUGAGGGAUAUGGUAUCUGGACUUGCACAUUUGCAUGAGCUAGGAAUAAUUCACAGGGACUUGAAGCCGCAAAAUGUAUUGAUAAGCAAGGAAAGAUCUUUGUGUGCAAAGCUUUCUGACAUGGGCAUAAGUAAGCGGCUGCUAGAAGAUAUGUCUUCGUUGGGCCAUCAAGCAACUGGAUGCGGUAGCUCAGGUUGGCAAGCGCCUGAACAGCUUCUCCAUGGGCGCCAAACACGUUCAGUGGAUUUAUUCGGCUUAGGCUGCGUCUUCUUUUUCUGCAUCACUGGUGGUAGACACCCGUUCGGCGAACCACUCGAACGUGAUAUCAAUAUAGUGAAGAACCAAAUCAAUCUAUACUUGUUAGAGCAUCUGCCGGAGGCUGAGAAUCUUAUUUCCAGUUUAUUAAACCCUGAACCUGAACUUAGACCAAAGGCGCACGAAGUUCUGCAGCAUCCCAUGUUCUGGAGUUCUGAGACGAGACUUUCAUUUCUACGAGACACCAGUGACAGGGUGGAACUAGAAGAUCGAGAGAGCAAUUCCGAUCUUUUGGCAGCAUUAGAGAGCGUUGCACCGACGGUGCUGGGAGGCGGAAAAUGGGAUGAGAAGAUGGAGCCCUCGUUCAUUAACAACGUCGGCCGUUAUCGUCGGUAUAAGUAUGACAGUGUGAGGGACUUGCUGCGCCUCAUGCGCAACAAGCUGAAUCACUACAGAGAGCUCCCUGAAGAAAUCCAGGAGGUAGUUGGACCAGUUCCAGACGGCUAUGACGGGUAUUUCGCCACUCGAUUCCCAAAGCUGUUGAUCGAAGUUUACCAAGUUGCUCGGAGAUACCUUGUAGAAGAGGAAUGCUUUCGCAAGUACUUCGAAACGGUUUGAUUUGGAUUUCGAGGUGCUCUGUAGCUGCCAUGGAGCCUGGAAGCAGCAUGUGAUUAUAUUAUAGGUACUGUAAAUAAGAUCUGUAAGACUUCUAAUGAUACUGUAAUCAUAUUUCAAGCAACUUCAUCUAAUAUAAUUUCCUUCAGCCU
Molecule: messenger RNA, 4368 nt
Organism: Linum trigynum
Lineage: Eukaryota; Viridiplantae; Streptophyta; Magnoliopsida; Malpighiales; Linaceae
Source: the annotation of a GenBank genome assembly